Molecule: messenger RNA, 6775 nt
Organism: Dromaius novaehollandiae (emu)
Lineage: Eukaryota; Metazoa; Chordata; Aves; Casuariiformes; Dromaiidae
Gene: PMEPA1
Product: prostate transmembrane protein, androgen induced 1
Exons: 4
Coding region: 602-1462 (286 amino acids)
Biological process (GO): negative regulation of transforming growth factor beta receptor signaling pathway
Cellular component (GO): early endosome membrane; Golgi membrane
Molecular function (GO): R-SMAD binding
Source: RefSeq, a predicted model, not a curated record
AGUCUGGCGCUGACGUCACGGCCGCCCGCCCGCCCGCGGCUGCCGGCGGCGCGCGGCCGCGUCUCCGUGGCCUUGACGGAGCGCGGGGGGCGGGGAGCGGGCGGGCCGCGCUGCCGCCGCGCCGCUGCUCCCCUCCGCUGCUCCCCUCCGCUGCUCCCCUCCGCUGCUGCCCUCCGCGCCGCGCCGCUCCGCUCCGCUCCGCCGCGGCGCCGCCACCCACAAAAGCGCGGGGCUGCGCCGAGCCCAGCCCGGCCCCGCCGCGCCGAGCCAAGCCGAGCCGAGCCGAGCCGAGCCGAGCCGAGCCGCGCCGCCUGCCCGGGCCGCCGCCGCCGCUGCCGCUGCGGGGGGCGCUGCGCCGCGCUGCUCCCCGGGUCGCGCUUUUUUUUUUUUUUUUUUUUCCCUUCCCCUCUCUCUUUCUUUCUAUUUCCAAUUUUCGGUCGCAGCUGCAUUUCCCUCCCUCCCCCCGCGGCGAGGAGGAGCCCGCCCGUGCGCCGCGCCGCCCGGGAGCGCUCGGCGGCCGCGAAGUUCUUUGUGCCGCUGCCUCCCGCCGCCGCCGCUUCUUCCUCGGUUUUUUUUUUCCUUUUUUUUUUUUUUUGUUUAAAUGUAUAACUUAAUGGGUCUGAACAGCACGGCCGUAGCUCUUCAGCCCAAUGUGUCCUGCACAUGCAACUGCAAGAGGUCUUUGUUCCAGAGCAUGGAGAUCACGGAGUUGGAGUUUGUACAGAUAAUCAUAAUCGUGGUGGUGAUGAUGGUGAUGGUGGUUGUGAUCACAUGUCUGCUGAACCACUACAAACUCUCUGCACGAUCCUUCAUCAGCCGGCACAGCCAAGGGAGGAGGAGAGAUGAGAAUCUGUCAUCAGAAGGAAGCCUGUGGCCUUCAGAAAGCACAGUGUCGGGGAACGGAAUAACAGAGCAGCAAAUCUACACGCCGAGACCCAGCGACCGGCUCGCGGUGCCAUCCUUUUUGCAGAGGGACCGUUUUAACCGAUUCCAGCCGACGUACCCCUACAUGCAGCACGAGAUCGACCUGCCGCCCACCAUCUCGCUGUCGGACGGCGAGGAGCCGCCGCCGUACCAGGGACCCUGCACGCUGCAGCUGCGAGACCCCGAGCAGCAGAUGGAGCUCAACAGAGAGUCGGUCCGGGCCCCCCCCAACAGAACCAUCUUCGACAGUGACUUGAUAGAUAACUCAGUGUACGGGGGGCCGUGCCCCCCCAGCAGUAACUCUGGCAUCAGCGCGACCUGCUACGGGAGCAAUGGUCGGAUGGAAGGACCGCCGCCGACGUACAGCGAGGUGAUAGGGCACUACCCCGGCUCUACGUUUUACCAGCACCAGCAGAACAACAACGGGAUGCCCUCGAUCUUAGAGGGCAGCAGACUCCAUCAUUCACAAAUCAAUGGCCUUGAGAGCACAACCGCAUGGAACAAAGAUAAAGAGAAACAAAAAGGGCACCCCUUUUAAAAAAAAAAAAGAAAAAAAAAGAAAAAAAGAAUCACGCAAGAAAGUAAAUGAAACACUCUGCACUUCUCGUUAAAAGAAAAAGGAGAGAGAUUGAGAGUUGAGGAAGAUGAGCAAAGAAAAAAAGCCCUUCCCCAUCUCUCCAUGUAUAAAUAUUUACUUGUUAUGUCUGGUCUGAAUGCACAAGCCUACAAAGCUUGCAAAAACAUUUCUUUAUUGAGCUGUGUCUAGACGUUUAAAAAGGAAAAAAAAAAUCAACUGUAGUCCUUUUUUUUUUUUGUUUCUAGUUGAGCUGUGUGUGAAUGCUUUUUUUUGUUUGAUUAUUUCACUUAACUUUAAAGACAAAAUAUUUGCACAAAAAACGUUUUGUUUAAAGAUCUGCAAUAUAAAUAUAUAAAUAUAUAUUAAAAAUAAGAGAAAGUGUAUGUGUAAGGAGCAGGAGUAUUUUUGUAUUAGAAGAGGCCUAUUCAAAAAAAAAAAGUUGUUUUCUGAACUAGAAGAAAAAUGGCAAUUUUUUGAGUGCCAACUCAAAAAGUGUGUAUUACAUUGUAAAAAAACAAAAAACAAAAAAAACAAAAGCAGGGGUUUAGAGUUAUUUAUAUAAAUGUUGAAAUUUUGCACUAUUUUUUAAUAUAAAUAUGUCAGUGCUUGUGUUGGUCAAAGCCUCUAUCAUGUCUACCAUGAAACUGUUAAGGGAUUAUAUGUCAAAGUGAAGAACAAACUAGGUGGAAGUGGGUGGGAAGAGCCUAAAGUUCGAAGGACAGCCCCGUGAGGAGCGGUGUGAGCAAGACUGCGCCUUAUGCAAACCCUAAUUCCCCGAGUGCCCUGAGCGCGGCCGUCCCGGCCGGUGGUGCUUCGGUGGCCCUCGCUGUUUUAUACAUUCCCUACCGAGUAAGAGGAGUCUGUGUGUGUGUCUGUGUGUCAUCAGUUAGGAUUAUUGGAGUAAAAAAGGUGAAAUAAAAAUCACUGCUUCUGAGAGUCAGUAAUGACAGAAGCAAGCAAAAAUUACUUGAUUUUUUUUUUUUUUUUGACAACCUCUAACUUUUUGGAGGGGGGUGGUGGGGAUGAGAAUAAACUUCUGUGUCUGAAGGAACAAAGUGUUUUUUGGUUUCUUUCUUUCUAUGUUAAGCUCAAGGGCCCUAUUUUGAGAUGAAGCGGUGGUUAAGGAGGUUAAUGCGAGUAAGGGUAACGUACCCAUAGCCUGCCUUUCAGAGGGGUUUAAACAUCUCGUUGAAAGUACAAGCUGGAAAGUGUGUUGUUCAUGAAAGUCAUUUUCAUUUUGUAUUAAACUCCAGAACUUUUAUUUGGAAUAAAAGAGCGCGGUCAUGUCUCAUAAAAUCUCUGCAGUUCUCGUAGGCUGCCUCUGGUCGUUGUUAUUUUUUACUUUAUUAUCCUAGCUAAAGAGGCAUAAAAUACAAUAGGUGGAAGUGAAUCUGCUCCUGUGAUGUAUUAAUUAAAGGCUAAAGAAAUACGCUUAAUACUUUAGAAGCAAAACCCCUUUACCUCUCCCGAAGACUUCUUCCUUCCAAGCCGCACGUUCCCGCGCUGAGCAACGUCCUCCCCCCGCCCUUCCCACCCUCCGGAUGUUGUGCGUCGUUAAUUUAUCUUUGUUUCAGAAGCAUUUUGUCUUACUAUGCUAUUGUUUACAUUUUUAUAUUGCGUAGAUGUCUGAUAGGCGUUUUACCCUCGCGGUGAAUUUGUAUGUGACAGAAUGAGCGAGUGAGAAAUUGGAGAGAAAGAGAGAGAGAGAGAAGACAAAAGGGAAGACCUGUUCUCCCAGCGUUGCGUGCGGCUGCCGCCCCCUUCGCCGGGCGCGCAGGGGCCGGUGGGGGAGCCGCAAAGAGCGCAGCUCUUACUAGGAGGUGUCAUUUCGUUUUCUGCCGGAUGCUAUCUAGUAGGGUGACAUAAAUGAAAGAUAUAAAGGCAAUAAAUAUUGUUUUUAAGCAACUUUUCUAUUACUUGAAAAAAAAAUGAGAACAGUUUUGAAGUUCUGACCAUUUGAACAAUAUUUAUAUAUAUUUUAAAGAAGAUGAUGAAUAGCUGAACUUGAAGUUUGAUCAUUGGGUUUUUUUGGUUUUUUUUUUUAUAAUUUUGCCUAGAAAUAGUCCUGUACCUUCUCAAUAUUCAAACUGCUUUUCCACAGCUCUUGAAAUCUCCAUAGCUUUACAGUUGUGUAACCUAAAUUUUGAUGACCUUCAAAAAAAAAAAAAAAAAAAAAGCCACAAAAAAAAAGUCAUGCAAAGGAAUAAAUCUAGUUUGUCAUGAAAGGUACAAAACUGAUGAAUUUAUAGACUUUUUUUUAAAAAAAAUGUAUCUUUCCUUUAUGUAACAUGUCUAUUUAGUGCCUUAUUGAAGAAACAGCAGCCCUCCCUUUUUAAAGAGGGGCACACAGCAUCACCCUUAGUGUCACGAGCGACCAGCGUCCCGUCUCUGGCUCCUUAGGACCUCGCGUUCAGGUUUCCGCUCCCUCGGUCAGCGGCUCGAGCGCUGCCCCCCGCCCCGCCGCGCCGUGCCUCGCCGCGCGGUCCUCCCCUCCUGCCCUCCGGCUCCUGGGACUCUGUAAGGUAACUUGAAUACGUUUAUGCACAUCUCCUACUCGCGGAGGUAGGAACCCGUGGUGGAUAUUGCAAAUGAGAUACCGACCAAAAGACAGACUGAAAUAUAAUAUCUACUGCCCUCUUGAGCCAAAAUGCGUGAAUAGUGGUGUUGGGUUUUAUUUGGGGGUUUCGGGGAGGGGGGACGGGGAGGGGGGUUGUUCUGUGAUUUAAUAGUUUGCUUCAAAAAAACGGUGACCUCAGCAGGUUUUGGGUGGAGCAGGCACCGCCCACCCAAAGCUGGAUGGUAAAUACGGAGGUGUCGGCCGGACUGGAGGUUGUUAAGUGACGGAAUUGUCUUGUCCCGUGGGAGCAGUGUGGCCGCGCGGCCCCUAGGAAGGUCAGAAGGGUGGACUGAAGAGGCACGGCCUCGCGUGGGGGCAGCGGGAGAGGGGCUUAAAAAAGUCGUGCAAUUAAAACUAAGUCUUUGAAGUCCUCAAAAUUUCAACUGAUUCUCUCGUUUUCCCCCGCCAUCAGCUCCCAGCGUGAACUUUAUUUCACCAGCAUCACCCCAAGCCUGUGCAGUUCCUUGGUCAGUUGGUUGAGUUACUGGGUCCGGUUUCAUCCAACUCUUCUCUAGUUGGCAGAAUUCAGCGGGUGGGAAAGGGGGGGUCUCGCUGGCAAGGAGCUUCUAGUGACAGCGGUGCCUUUCCGUCCACGUCGUGUAGAGACACAGACUGAGCUGCUGCCGUCUCCGCUGAUGCUCCCCGUUGGGGGUUUAGCUGCAGCGCGGGCAGAGGCUGCUCAGCCCCAGGCCACCCCGACGGAGCCCAGGUCUCACCUGUCUCUCUGCUUUUUUGAGCCCUCUGCUUUGCAGGCCUGAAAUCUUCCAUAUAUUUCAAAGGCAGAUACCAGUUGGGGCCCAGAUCAACUCUAAAGUUCUGAAUGGGUGUUUAGAAAUAAUGGUCUAUUCUUUUUUUAUUAUUAUUGUUAUUGUUAUUAUUAUUAUUAUUACUAUUUAAUGUUACUUUUUGCCUCGGGGUCCAUUUCUUCCCCACUCCCGUCUCCCAUCGUGCCACCAAGGCGGAGAGAUUGCUUUGCACACGAUUGCUGAUGUACCGACCUGUUUUCUUUUGGCCUUCGUGCGGAUGAUGAGAGUGGUCCUUGCGGUGGGACCGCGGUCCUGCGCCGCGGAGGUCUCUAGGCGCUUUGCAGCUGUCGGCAGAGAGGUUCAGGCCCUGUAGGAGUCACUUAUUUAUAAACACAAGAAAUGAGACAUUGCUAAAGCUUAGCAACCUCUUGUCCUAGCCUGCCUUUUUGCUUGAAGUUUUAAGUCAUGUUAGCUUUAAAAGGGGUGGUUAAUUUUGCAGAUUUUUCUUAUCUUACGGUAUGGCAAGCAACACUCUUAGCAUGCCACCAACACUUAAGUCCUGGAAUGUGAACGUGGCUUUUUCAAUAAGGAUGGCAAGGAAGAAAGAGUUUAUUUGGUUCUGACACUGGUAAAACUACGUCCCCUUCACAACCCUUGAUUUCAGUGGUUUCGAAAUUCAGCUUUACUAAUCCAGUGCAUCGUUUCCAUAAGUGUUACAAAAUUCAUUCCAUCUUAAGUGGGGGUAUAAGGAAAACCAAUUGCUUUCUUGAGAAUCACCCUUUUGUAUGUGUGUAAAACUAUAAAAUUGCACUAACUGCUAUAUUAAAAAUAAAUAAAUAAAAGCCCAACAUUUUUACUAAGGGUUGAAAAAAGACUGAAUCCAGAUGUGUAGCAUUAACAGCGCUUGGCAAGAACAGAAUGAAUUUUUAAUCUCUUCUGUCUCUGUAUAGCUCAGAGAUUUUCUAUGUACAACACAAAGCUACAAAGAAAAAAGUUUUCCAGAAACUGCGCUUCAAAUUUUUGCUGUACUAUAGAAGCUCAUGAAGGACAACAUUAAAGUCCUAAUUUGCCUGCCUUAUAGUCACAUUUCAUUGUAUUAAUAUUUUCUUAAACUUCCGGUUGCAUUGCUUUGGCUUUGGAGUUUGUUAUAGGCAGUCCUGUAUCCUGAGUUCUGUUCGAGUUUAAACUUAUGUAAACUAUUGACAGCACAUGCAAUGCAGUACUUAUCUAUAUUUUGCUGUUUUAGUAUGAAUAUGUACUCUGAUGCCAAUUUACAAAAUCUGUUGUAAACGCUUAUUGUGUAACAGUAACCAAUAGUGGCAAUUAUAUGUCAUUCUAAAAGCUGCAAUACUUAUACAAUAAAUUUUACAAUACUUUGGAAAAUUUGCCUUCACCUUUUGCUUUGUUACCUAAAAUCAGAGUUUGCCAACACAAUGUAAUUUAAAAAGCUCUUCCUAUUUUUUUUUCAAAUAUUGGAAAAUGAAUAUUUGUGUGUUUUUCCCCCCUCCUUUGUUAAACAGCCUUCUGAAUAACAGGCCAACAUGUGUACUGACCCACCGCGUGUUUUCCCGUGAAGCUGUAGCUGAUUCCUGGUGUAUUUGCAUGCUGGAUCUGUGUGUGCGUGUGUGUGUGUACAAUUACAUUUUCUUUUGAGUAGAUUGGGUGUCGCGGCUUUAAUUCCAGAGGAAGCAUUCCUGUUUUGCACCAGUAUAUCCACCACUUGCGAGCCUGCCUUUCAGACAAGAACAUCACUGAUGGUCAGAAGGUCUUAACUCGAAUAAUCGUCAGUCAACGAGAACUGUGUCGAUUGACUUAAAUCCUAAGCACAGAUAAUUUGUGUGACUUUUUUUUUUUUCUUUCUGAGACUGUGGUCAAAUUGCGGUGAUCACAUUAAAAUGAUUGAAAACUUCA